Molecule: messenger RNA, 570 nt
Organism: Dreissena polymorpha
Lineage: Eukaryota; Metazoa; Mollusca; Bivalvia; Myida; Dreissenidae
Product: L-rhamnose-binding lectin CSL3-like
Exons: 2
Coding region: 138-482 (114 amino acids)
Molecular function (GO): carbohydrate binding
Source: RefSeq, a predicted model, not a curated record
AACAUCAUCCUAACAUUUAAUGCAAUGAUUUCGGGCAGUCCGUAAUAAGUUAUUACACUAAUAAAUGAAUUGUACAGACUAUUGAUGGCCUUGUUGCAUUAAAGUCAAACUUAAAAAGUCGAUUGGACCGAAGUCGAAUGCUGAGGUCUGGCAACGUUUUUGGGCUGACUGGGACGUCUUUCUGCGAUGGUGAAGCAGACACCAUUAUAUGCGAAGGUAAAUCGGCCAAACUGUUCUGCGCAACCGGCGUCAUCAAAAUUAGUUCCGCUGUGUAUGGUCGGACAAGAGGGAGCGAAGUAUGCCCUUCACGUGAAAUCACCGUCACGAAUUGCAGAUCUCCAACCUCGACAGCAAAAGCCAAGAUCCUUUGCAACGGAAAGGAGUCGUGUACUCUCAUUGCCAGCAAUAGCGUGUUUGGCGACCCGUGCCGUAACAACUACAAGUAUUUGCAAGUAAAACAUACAUGCGGGCAGCUAAAGUAGGAACGUUAUCCCGUCUGAACAUAAUGAGGGAAGGACAUAUCGUUUAAAACAACGUCAUAUGUUUAUAAAAUAAAGAAUGAAUAACACA